Messenger RNA from Antechinus flavipes (yellow-footed antechinus), 8153 nucleotides. RefSeq names its product sodium channel protein type 3 subunit alpha. Gene Ontology annotation, cellular component: axon; plasma membrane; voltage-gated sodium channel complex. The transcript has 27 exons. Gene Ontology annotation, biological process: sodium ion transmembrane transport; membrane depolarization during action potential; neuronal action potential. The record is from RefSeq and is a predicted model, not a curated record. Gene Ontology annotation, molecular function: voltage-gated sodium channel activity. NCBI's taxonomy places the organism in Eukaryota, Metazoa, Chordata, Mammalia, Dasyuromorphia, Dasyuridae. Bases 247 to 6105 code for a protein of 1952 amino acids.
GGAAGCGGAGGCAGAAGCAGAGAGGAUUCUGGAAAGGUCUCUUUGUUUUCUUGUCCACAGAGAAUGCAGAAAAUUGUAAUUAAUUUGUAAACCUCUGUGGCUAAACAUCUCAACAGCUGCCUUUGAAGGCGUAUCAUCCUCUAAUCUUUUUGGAUGCGGGGCUUUGUGCUGAGAUUUGUAAUUCUCUUUUUAUCAGGAGAUUCUUAUGCGAGAGGCUAAACGAAAUUAAAUUUGCAGGAUGAAAAGAUGGCACAGGCACUGCUGGUACCCCCAGGACCUGACAGCUUCCGCUAUUUUACUAGAGAAUCUCUCGCUGCUAUUGAAAAACGCUCUGCAGAAGAGAAAGCUAAGAAGGCCAAAAGAGAACUUAAAGAGGACGAUGAUGAGAACAAACCAAAGCCAAAUAGUGACUUGGAAGCAGGAAAAUCUCUCCCAUUUAUUUAUGGAGACAUUCCACCUGGAAUGGUGUCAGAGCCCUUGGAGGACCUUGACCCAUACUAUAUCAAUAAAAAAACUUUUAUAGUAUUGAAUAAAGGAAAGGCAAUCUUUCGAUUCAGUGCCACAUCUGCCUUGUAUAUUUUAACUCCUCUCAACCCUGUUAGAAAAAUUGCUAUUAAGAUUUUGGUACAUUCUUUAUUCAGCAUGCUCAUUAUGUGCACUAUUCUGACCAAUUGUGUAUUUAUGACUAUGAGUAACCCUCCGGACUGGACAAAGAAUGUAGAGUAUACUUUCACAGGAAUUUAUACCUUUGAAUCACUUAUAAAAAUUUUGGCAAGAGGUUUCUGUUUAGAAGGCUUUACUUUCCUCCGUGAUCCAUGGAAUUGGCUGGAUUUCAGUGUCAUUUUGAUGGCGUAUGUAACAGAAUUUGUAAACCUAGGCAAUGUUUCAGCUCUUCGCACUUUCAGAGUAUUGAGAGCUCUGAAAACUAUUUCUGUAAUCCCAGGUUUAAAAACUAUUGUGGGGGCCCUAAUCCAGUCAGUGAAGAAGCUUUCUGAUGUCAUGAUCCUGACUGUGUUUUGUUUGAGUGUAUUUGCUCUCAUUGGGCUGCAGCUGUUCAUGGGCAACCUGAGGAAUAAAUGUUUGCAAUGGCCCCCAGGCAAUUCUACUUUGGAAACAAACAUUACUUCCUACUAUAAUAGUACAACAGAUAUAAAUGGGACAUCUGUUAAUACAACAAUGAGCACAUUUAACUGGAAAGAAUAUAUUGAAGAUAAAAGUCAUUUUUAUUUUUUGGAUGGACAAAAUGAUGCUUUACUUUGUGGAAAUAGUUCAGAUGCAGGUCACUGUCCAGAAGGAUAUAUAUGUGUGAAAGCUGGUAUUAAUCCCAAUUAUGGCUACACUAGCUUUGACACCUUCAGUUGGGCCUUCUUAUCUUUGUUUCGACUAAUGACACAAGAUUACUGGGAAAAUCUUUACCAGCUGACACUACGUGCUGCAGGAAAAACAUACAUGAUAUUUUUUGUUUUGGUGAUUUUCUUGGGCUCAUUCUAUUUGGUGAACUUGAUCCUUGCUGUAGUUGCCAUGGCCUAUGAGGAACAGAAUCAGGCCACUUUGGAAGAAGCAGAGCAGAAGGAGGCCGAGUUUCAACAAAUGCUGGAACAACUUAAGAAGCAACAAGAAGAAGCUCAGGCAGUAGCAGCAGCAUCAGCUGCAUCAAGAGAUUUCAGUGGAAUAGGUGGGCUAGGGGAACUCUUGGAAAGUUCUUCUGAAGCAUCAAAAUUGAGCUCAAAAAGUGCUAAAGAAAGAAGAAAUAGAAGGAAGAAAAGAAAACAGAAGGAACAACCUGGAGGAGUUCAAGGAGAGAGUGAUAAGUUUCCCAAAUCUGAAUCUGAAGACAGUGUGCGAAGAAGUUUCCACAUGUCGAUGGAUGGAAGCAGACUGAAUUAUGAAAAGAGAUUCUCUUCUCCUCACCAGUCUCUGCUGAGCAUCCGUGGCUCCCUGUUUUCCCCAAGGCGUAAUAGCAAAACGAGCAUUUUCAGCUUCAGAGGUCGAGCAAAGGAUGUCGGCUCUGAAAAUGAUUUUGCUGAUGACGAGCACAGCACAUUUGAAGACAAUGAGAGCAGGAGAGAUUCACUCUUUGUGCCGCACAGACAUGGAGAACGACGCCACAGUAACGGCACCACUACAGAGACUGAAGUGAGAAAAAGGCGAUUAAGUUCUUACCAAAUUUCAAUGGAGAUGCUAGAAGAUUCCUCUGGGAGACAGAGAGCUAUGAGUAUAGCCAGCAUAUUAACUAAUACCAUGGAAGAACUUGAAGAAUCCAGACAGAAAUGUCCACCAUGUUGGUAUAGAUUUGCUAAUACUUUCCUCAUCUGGGACUGCUGGGAUCCAUGGUUAAAAGUGAAACACAUUGUUAAUCUGAUUGUGAUGGAUCCAUUUGUUGAUCUUGCCAUCACCAUCUGCAUUGUCUUAAAUACUCUAUUUAUGGCCAUGGAACACUAUCCUAUGACUCAGCAAUUCAACAGUGUUCUGUCUGUAGGAAACCUGGUAUUUACUGGAAUCUUCACAGCCGAAAUGGUUCUCAAGAUAAUUGCCAUGGAUCCAUAUUAUUAUUUCCAAGAGGGUUGGAAUAUCUUUGAUGGCAUUAUUGUCAGCCUUAGUUUAAUGGAGCUCGGACUGGCCAACGUGGAAGGAUUGUCAGUUCUCCGAUCAUUUAGACUGCUCCGGGUUUUCAAAUUGGCAAAAUCUUGGCCAACACUGAAUAUGCUGAUAAAGAUCAUUGGCAACUCAGUAGGGGCUCUGGGAAACCUGACCUUGGUACUGGCCAUCAUUGUCUUCAUUUUUGCUGUGGUCGGCAUGCAGCUCUUUGGCAAGAGCUACAAAGAAUGUGUCUGCAAGAUCAACAGUGAUUGCACACUGCCACGCUGGCACAUGCAUGACUUCUUCCAUUCCUUCCUGAUUGUGUUCCGGGUGCUGUGUGGAGAAUGGAUAGAGACCAUGUGGGACUGUAUGGAGGUGGCAGGCCAAACCAUGUGCCUUAUUGUUUUCAUGUUGGUCAUGGUGAUUGGGAACCUAGUGGUACUGAAUCUGUUUCUGGCCUUGCUGCUGAGCUCAUUUAGUUCAGACAAUCUUGCCGCUACUGAUGAUGAUAAUGAAAUGAACAAUCUCCAGAUUGCUGUGGGGAGAAUGCAGAAGGGGAUAGAUUAUGUGAAAAAAGAAAUACGGGAAUGUGUCCAAAAAACCUUUGUUGGAAAGCCAAAAACUAUAGAAAUCAAAGUCCUUGAAGGCAAUAAGAUAGAAAGCUGCAUUUCCAAUAAUACUCCAGUUGAAAUAAGCAAAGACCUUAAUUAUCUGAAAGAUGGUAAUGGAACUACCAGUGGUGUAGGUACAGGAAGCAGCGUGGAAAAAUAUAUAAUUGAUGAAAAUGAUUACAUGUCAUUCAUAAACAACCCCAGUCUUACUGUAACAGUACCAAUUGCAGUUGGGGAGUCUGAUUUUGAAAAUUUAAAUACUGAAGAUUUCAGCAGUGAGUCAGAACUGGAAGAAAGCAAAGAGAAAUUAAAUGCAUCCAGUUCAUCUGAAGGCAGCACAGUUGAUGUUGCCCCUCCCCGAGAAGGUGAACAAGCAGAAAUUGAACCAGAAGAAGACCUUGAGCCAGAAGCCUGUUUUACUGAAGGGUGUAUCAAGAAGUUCCCAUUUUGUCAAGUAAGUACAGAAGAAGGAAAAGGAAAAAUCUGGUGGAAUCUUAGGAAAACCUGCUACAGCAUUGUUGAACACAACUGGUUCGAGACAUUUAUUGUCUUCAUGAUUUUACUCAGCAGUGGUGCUCUGGCUUUUGAAGACAUUUACAUUGAACAACGAAAGACCAUUAAGACAAUGUUGGAAUAUGCUGACAAGGUCUUCACAUAUAUCUUUAUUCUGGAAAUGCUUCUAAAGUGGGUGGCUUAUGGUUUUCAAACAUAUUUCACUAAUGCCUGGUGCUGGCUGGAUUUCUUGAUUGUGGAUGUAUCAUUGGUUAGCUUGGUAGCCAAUGCUCUAGGCUACUCGGAACUUGGUGCCAUCAAAUCCCUUCGAACUCUAAGAGCUUUAAGACCUUUGAGAGCAUUGUCCCGAUUUGAAGGAAUGAGGGUGGUUGUGAAUGCUUUGGUUGGAGCCAUCCCCUCCAUCAUGAAUGUCCUGUUGGUUUGUCUCAUAUUCUGGCUCAUCUUCAGCAUCAUGGGAGUAAAUUUAUUUGCUGGCAAAUUCUACCACUGUGUUAAUGUUACAACUGAUGCCAUGUUUGAAGUUAAAGAAGUCAACAAUUUUACUGAUUGUCAAGCUCUUGGAGAUCAGGCGAGGUGGAAAAAUGUGAAAGUAAACUUUGAUAAUGUUGGAGCUGGAUACCUUGCCCUGCUUCAAGUGGCCACAUUUAAAGGAUGGAUGGAUAUUAUGUAUGCAGCUGUUGAUUCACGAGAAGUAAAGCAACAACCUGAAUAUGAAGUCAAUUUAUAUAUGUAUUUAUACUUUGUCAUCUUUAUCAUUUUUGGGUCAUUUUUCACCCUGAACCUAUUUAUUGGUGUCAUCAUAGAUAACUUCAAUCAGCAAAAAAAAAAGUUUGGAGGUCAAGACAUCUUUAUGACAGAGGAACAGAAAAAAUAUUAUAAUGCAAUGAAGAAACUAGGAUCGAAGAAACCCCAGAAACCUAUCCCUAGACCAGCAAAUAAAUUCCAGGGCAUGGUCUUUGAUUUUGUAACCAGACAAGUCUUUGAUAUCAGCAUCAUGAUUCUUAUCUGCCUCAAUAUGGUCACAAUGAUGGUGGAGACUGAUGACCAGAGUGAUGAUAUGACUAGCAUUCUCUCCCGGAUUAACCUGGUGUUCAUUGUCCUCUUCACUGGAGAAUGUGUGCUGAAGAUGAUUUCCCUCCGCCAUUACUACUUUACCAUAGGCUGGAACAUUUUUGAUUUUGUGGUGGUCAUCCUUUCCAUUGUGGGUAUGUUUCUAGCCGAAAUGAUAGAAAAAUAUUUCGUGUCCCCUACCCUGUUUCGAGUGAUUCGUCUCGCCAGGAUUGGACGAAUCCUUCGUCUUAUUAAAGGAGCUAAGGGGAUCCGCACCCUGCUCUUUGCUUUGAUGAUGUCCCUCCCUGCUCUAUUUAACAUUGGGCUCCUGCUCUUCCUGGUCAUGUUUAUCUAUGCUAUCUUUGGAAUGUCCAAUUUUGCCUAUGUUAAGAAAGAAUAUGGAAUUGAUGACAUGUUUAAUUUUGAAACUUUUGGCAACAGCAUGAUCUGCCUCUUCCAAAUUACCACAUCAGCUGGUUGGGAUGGUUUGCUUGCACCUAUUCUUAACAGCGGACCACCAGACUGUGACCCAGACACAAUUCACCCUGGAAGCUCAGUCAAAGGAGAUUGUGGUAACCCCUCAGUUGGGAUUUUCUUUUUUGUCAGUUAUAUUAUUAUCUCAUUCCUUGUGGUUGUGAACAUGUACAUUGCUGUUAUCCUGGAGAAUUUCAGUGUUGCAACUGAAGAGAGCGCGGAGCCACUGAGUGAGGAUGACUUUGAGAUGUUCUAUGAGGUUUGGGAGAAGUUUGAUCCUGAUGCUACCCAGUUCAUAGAAUACAGUAAACUCUCUGAUUUUGCAGCUGCCCUGGAUCCACCUCUUCUUAUAGCAAAACCAAACAAAGUCCAACUCAUAGCCAUGGAUCUGCCCAUGGUAAGUGGGGACCGAAUUCACUGCCUUGACAUCUUAUUUGCUUUCACAAAACGUGUUUUGGGUGAAAGUGGGGAGAUGGAUGCUCUCCGAAUACAGAUGGAAGAUCGGUUUAUGGCAUCUAAUCCUUCCAAAGUCUCCUAUGAGCCAAUUACAACUACUUUGAAACGGAAACAAGAAGAGGUUUCUGCUGCUAUCAUUCAACGUAAUUUCAAAUGCUAUCUUUUUAGACAAAGGCUUAAAAAGGUACCAAAUGACUAUAAUAAUGAUAAUGAUAAAGGUAGAGUAGACCUACCUAGUAAAGAACAUUUAAUUAUUGAUAAACUAAAUGGUAACACUACUCCUGAAAAGACAGAUGAAAGUUCCUCUACAACCUCUCCACCUUCAUAUGAUAGUGUAACAAAACCAGAUAAAGAAAAGUUUGAAAUGGACAGACUAGAAAAUGGAAGUAAAGGGAAAGAUGUCAGGGAAAAUAAAAAGUAAAGAAACAAAGAACUCUCUUUGUGAUCAUUGUUUACAGCCUCUGAAGGUGAUGUGUUUGUGUCAACUGGACUCCUUUAGGAGAUCUUAUGCCAAACUGACUGUUUAUUUUUUCAAACAUACCUAAGGUCAGUGCCUCUCACAAGACAAGUGACCCUCUCUAUCACUGUAACUCUGUAAAACAGGGUAACAACACUGACAGGGGUUUUCUGUUUUCACUACCAACUAAUACAGCUGAAGAGAAGAAAGAAAUGGCUACUUAGUCUGUAGGGACCAGUUAAGUUCUGCAAAGUGAUCAAUGUGAUUACAUAAAUACCAAACAGUUUUAGUAAAGUAAUUGUAUUCACUGUAUUUCACAUGCAACAUUUGCCAUUUUUAAAAACAAGAUUUGACCUAGUUAUUUUGUCGUUUUCUUCAUUCACAAGUUAUUCACUACCCUUUGUUUCUCACAUUUUAAAGUUUUAAGAUUAAAAUUUUAGAAAAAUGUUCUACAAUUCUCUCAAUUACAUAGACAGAAGUUAUUUGCUAUCAUGAACAUUACAAUUCUAGUUUAUACCCAGAGAGGGAAAAGAUACAUAAUGUUGACAAUAUUUACAAUGCUUCUAUUUCUUAGAUAGCCCUAAAUCUGGGAGUGUUUCAGCUUGUUGUGUGUAUCUUGUUUUAAACAUUUUGAUGUGCCUGUAAAGUCUCCUCUAAUUUUUUUUAAUGAAUUAUUUUUAUGAAAAUAAUUCUGUUUCAGCAAGUGCAAAUUUCCUUCCAAGUAUCAAAAUCCUAUAUAUUAUUUUGGUUGAAUGUUAUUUUCUAGAAAGCAGAUGAAGGAACCUGUUUCGGCAAAGUAACAGACAAAACAUAUCGCAUGAGAAUAGUUGUUCCACAUUCUCCUGCAGUAUUGCUUAGCCAUCUUCUACUCUCAACAAAGCUGAGAAUUUUUGUCAAUGAAACAGCCUCUGUUAUGUAAAUAGUUAUUUUAUCCUGUGGUGCAUGUUUGAACAAUUAUAUAUGGCCAGAUAAAUAACUUAUGAAUCAAAUAUGUACCACAGUAUGUGUAUUUUUUUUGCAAGCGUGCAGCAACAAAUAUGAUGUAUCCUGUACCAUUCAUUAUACAUAGUUGGGAGGCUCUCACUAACGCAUGUUAAUAUUGCCUGUGCUGCUGCUAUAGCUUCUUACUUCUUCCAUUCUUCAUGUCUAUUCUAGAAAGCCAUAUGUUGGUGGUAAAUCAAAACAAAUAUCAACCAGACCUCUGUCUACUGUCAUGACUAAUAGUUUACAGUCCUUUAACAGCUUCUUCAGUUUUGUUUUUCAAAUUUAAGUGACUAUCAUAUGGUGUCUAUCAAGAUUUUAAGAAAACACCUUGCAGAUUGCCUAUUAUGCUUAAAAAACUUUACUUCAUUUUUUGUUUUUAAAUAUGUUUAAAUAUAAAUAUUGUAAAAUAUUGUUUUAUUUGUCAGCAUUCUGUACAUAAGAAGAUUAUUUUCAGGUUGGUGUCAUGGCAAGUUUAUUUUACUUAUGCUUUCACUUUAAAAAAAAUUAUCAGCUAUAGACUUUUGAAUCCAUAAUACUUUUCAAUGAAGAACUUCUCAAAAAUAAAAGUAAAAGAAAGGGUAUUUGUGGGUUCCUUUGUUUUGAUACAAUAUUUCUAAUCAUUUUACAAUGCAAAGUGCAUUGUUAGGAGAAAAAAGACCAGUUCAUUUGUUUCUAACUAUACUCACUAUCCAUUUUCAUAAUCGUCUUAUCUCUUUCAGUAUUUAUUUACACAGAUAAUUCUUAUUUUCUUUAAUUCAUGCUGCUCUAGACUUGUUGCAGAAAUUAUUUGGGAUCCACACUUUUGAUUCACAAAAGCAAAGUAGCAAAAUUGUAUAAUUACCCAACGUAAAAUAAUUUGUUUUUCUUACACAAGCAAAAUUUUAAUGUAGACUCUUUUUAUAAAGCUAUUGACUUGUAGUAAGUGUAUUGGUGACUUGCAUGCAAGAAAUUGCUAUUCCCUUUAAGAAUGGUGAGAUACAUUAUUAUUGAGCCAAAAGAAUAAAUAUUUCAAUUUUUAUUAUAUUUAA